AAGAGGAGCGGAGGCUGAGGGGAAGAGGGGGAUGAGAGGAGAAAGGAGAGCAGAGUCAGUGUGUUUCGCGACUGAACUGCAGCACAGAGCAUUAUAUCCUGACUGCACUUGAGGAACACACACACAGCUGCACUGAGCCGCCUGAGCAUUCAUGACAGCGCCCGCAGUGAAAUCAUGGUGCUUGGCAUUGCUAAGCUGCAGCAUGCUGCUCUCCCCCGCCGUGACUGCGUACUCAGCUGACUCAGACAAGGGCAGAAGGAAAGUAGUGCAUGUGUUGGAGGAUGAUACUGGAGCAGUGAUCGUACAGACAGCUCCAGGUAAAGUAGUCACGCAUCGCGGUGGCACCAUCACUCUGCCUUGCCGCUACCACCAUGAGCCUGAGAACGUGGAUCUGGACCGCAUCCGCAUCAAAUGGACCAAGGUGUCGGACGAGUUCCAGUUUCAGGACGUGUUUGUGGCAUUGGGCCGGCAGCAGCGGACGUUCGGGCUCUACCGUGGUCGUGUGGAACUGGAGCAGGCAGGAUCAGGCGACGCCUCCAUCAUCAUCCACAAUAUCACGCUGCAGGACUACGGCCGCUACGAGUGCGAGGUCACCAACGACAUGGAGGAUGACACAGGAUUUGUCAAUCUAGACCUUGAAGGUGUUGUCUUUCCGUACUACCCUCGACUGGGUCGCUACAAGCUAAACUAUCAUGAGGCGGAAGAUGCAUGCAAGCAACAGGACGCCAUCUUGGCCUCUCAUGCCCAGCUGCACAAAGCCUGGAAGGAUGGUUUAGACUGGUGCAAUGCAGGCUGGUUGGAGGAUGGCUCGGUACAAUAUCCCAUCUCUCAUCCUCGUGAUCAGUGCGGCCGUAAAGACACUCCUGCUGGAGUUCGCAACUAUGGCUACCGCCACAAAGAUGAUGAGCGCUACGAUGCUUUCUGCUUUACCUCGAAACUCAAUGGCAAGGUCUACUUUCUCAAGCGCUUCAAGAAGGUGAAUUAUGCUGAGGCAGUGAAGGCAUGCCAGCGCGAUGAUGCAGCAAUAGCAAAGGUUGGUCAGCUCUACGCCGCUUGGAAGUUCCAGCUGCUGGACCGCUGUGAUGCAGGCUGGGUGGAUGACGGCAGCGUGCGUUACCCUAUCGUUAACCCUCGUGCUCGUUGUGGUGGAUCAGAUCCCGGUGUUCGAACCCUCGGCUUCCCUGAUAAAAAGUUCCGCCUCUUUGGGGUCUACUGCUUCCGCAAGGAUUCAGGCAGCACUGAGGCUCAGCCCACACAGGCUCCAGUUCCCAGAAGCACAUCAUUCACUAGGAGCAUUUGAGAUUGCAGUUGCACUGCAUUAUUAGCACAGCUUUUGUAGCUUUGCCAAUUUGACUGACAGAUAACGCUAUAUUAGUAGCUAUGCUAGCUGAAGGGUAUCUUUAAGCCAACAUUAUUUCCUUCGCUUGCCUGAAAUGAGAUGUCAGUCAUAUCUGAGGAGACAAUUGCAGUCGUCUGACGUGCUACAAUACGCUAGCUAAACUCAUUAGCUUCUUUUCUUUAGUGUGCUUCAUAUGUAGCAUGGACAGCUAAUGAGGAUUUAUUUUCUGUUGUUUAUUUUGUCAACAAGAGAAAUGAUUCAGAGGAAGCACAGACACUGUGCUAAUUAGAACAGGAGUCUGUCGGAGAGCUAAUUUAGCUCACGUCAUAAUGAAUGUGGGCCAUUAGGCAGAGAACCUCCUGGCCUGAUGAUGAUGGCUGUGAGAAAAGUGAAGAGCUCUGCUUGGCAUGGCAUACUCGUAGUGUGGCAAUUCUUUUUGCUGUUGCACUCAGUGGCAGAAAUAAACAUGCCAUUUACUAAGCAGACAAUAGCCAGCUGUGGAAACAAUUACCUUUUACAAGCAUCAUUUAGAUGAGCAUAAUGUCUUGAUAGCAAUAACUUGAUAAGCAUGUCUUUGAUAGUUGAACAUACCAGCGAGUGAGUUUCAUGUUGCCGCUGCUUUACUACCUCAUUAGUGGUCAAAAAUUGCACUAUUCAUCAAACUGUGACGUGGCACAAUGUUACCUUCAGUAAUGUACUUUAGAUUAAAGAUAUUUUACCUGA
This is a messenger RNA of Hemibagrus wyckioides, 2062 nucleotides long. It is a transcript of the gene hapln4, whose product is annotated as hyaluronan and proteoglycan link protein 4. The record is from RefSeq and is a predicted model, not a curated record. Gene Ontology annotation, molecular function: hyaluronic acid binding. The transcript has 5 exons. Bases 152 to 1300 code for a protein of 382 amino acids. Lineage: Eukaryota; Metazoa; Chordata; Actinopteri; Siluriformes; Bagridae. Gene Ontology annotation, biological process: cell adhesion.